AGAAAAGCAAAAAAGAAGAGUUGCUAAAAAAAUUAAUAAAUGAACGAGAACUGCAUCCUGUAGCAAAAACCAUGAUACAUUUACAAUUGCAUAAACCACGUUCUCGAUAUACUGAGGAAGAGAAAAUGCUUUCCAAACAAUUAUAUUAUUAUUCAGCAUCAGCAUUUUGCCGUUUAAGGAAAGCAGGUUGCAAUUUUCCUGGACAGAGAACAAUUAGAAGAUGGGUAGAAGAAUAUAACAUAAAACCAGGAUUUUGUGAUAUUAUAUUUCAAAAAUUAAAAGAAAAAAUUACACAAAUCCCUGAGGAAGAAAGAUUGUGUGCUUUAAAAUGGGAUGAGAUGUCCAUUAAAAACUAUGAAGAAUAUUCGUCGAAAUUAGACGAAAUAGAAGGACUCGUUGAUCUAGGACCCUUGGGCAAGCAAUCAGAAAGAAGUAAGUGUGUUUUUGUUUUUUGCCUUGAUAGUUUAAAUGCACGUCAUCCAUGGCGACAACCAUUGGCGUAUUUUCUCCCAGGCAAAUGUAUGAGAUCACAUGAAAUAGUUAACUUAGUCCACAUGUGUUUAGAUAAAUUGAAUGAAACGGGUGCUAAUGUAAAAUUUGUAACAUGUGAUCAAGGUACAAAUAAUCAAGCCGCUUACAGUCAACUAGGCGUUGAAGUGCAAAAACCAUAUUUUAUAUAUAAUAAUAAAAAGUAUUAUGCUUCACAUGAUUUUCCGCAUCUAGUUAAAAGAUUAGCGAGUUUUCUCAGAACGCAUGACAAUAUAUAUUGCAAAGGAGAAAUAAUUGCAUCAUAUUCUGAUUUUGUAAAAACCUGGGACAUUGAUAAUGCAACAGAAGGAGGCUCGAAUUUAUUAUCCCAUAUUUCACAGGCACACAUUCAUCCGAAUUGUUUUGAAGCGAUGAAUGUAAAAAGAGCUUUUCAAUUAUUUAGCCAUACAUUCGCAGCUGCUAUUAAAGUAGCCGGUAGCGAAAAAGCAUUAAAUUCAAAUACAUGGGAAGCGACAGCUGAUUUUGCAGAGAAUAUGAACAACGUAAUUGAUGCUUGUAACUCUUACAGUCUUAAAGUCACAUUCGGCGGAAAACGGCCAUUAUCAAGGAAAAAUCCAGAUAUUGAGGAUCUGUUAUCAAAGUUCGUGCAGUGGUGUCCAGGAUGGUCCAAAUAUCCGAACAAAAUAUAUCAAGUUCCUUGUUUCAAAGGAUUAUGCAACCAGGAUUCAGUGGAACAUUUAUUUUCAAAACUUCGGCAACGUGGAGGAUUUAAUCCUAAUCCAACUGCAAGAAUGGUUCGACUAUCAAUUAGACAUAUAUUAUCCACUGGUUAUAUUCAGACAAGCGAUAAAGGGAAUGUGCAAUGUCCUGAAAGUGAAGCUCUCAUUAAUAAACCAAAUCAAAUUACUAAGACGGUUGAAAAUUGUAUGAGUACAAAUAAUGUUAGUGUUGUUGAUGAUGUCGAGGAAGACGUAGAUGAUGCCGAUCUAGUUACAGAAUUACUUGACAAACAUGCGGAUAUCCUCGAGGAAUAUGAUGUGGACAUGAACGUAUACUCAGUAAUUAUGAUGAAAAUGCAAUAACGUAUUUUGCAGGAUAUAUCGCACGACGAUGUAUUGAAAAAAAUAAUUGUGAAGACUGUCGUGCAACUAUGUUGAAAACGCCAAUGGAGGACGCAACACCAAGUGAAAGAUACAUCGAAUAUCGUGAAUAUCCCAACGCAGAUGAAGAUGCUCCAACCGUAACGAAAUUAGUUCGACCAACGAACCUCUUUACAAAUGUUAUCAAAACGCAGUUGAUAAGUUUCAAUAGAACGUGGCAACAUCAUUGGGCAUCCACACAGGUUCUUGAGAAGAUUACAAAUGAAGGUAUGCAUGCAACGAAUAAAAUACAUACUGGAUGGUUUGACACAAAUGAUAAGUGUUACAAUCACCGCAUGCAAGCGUUAAAAUUUUUAAUGACAGUUAAAAUAUAUUCUCGUACGCGAUAUAACAAUUAUGCUACGAAAGCAGUAAAUACACGUAACAGAAAAAUAAAAAAUUUAUCAAAUAAGUAAAGUUUGGUAAAAAGAUUUAAAUAUUAUACAGUUAAGAAAAAGUAACAUAGAACGUACUUUUAACUUAUAUUAUAACUUAUUGCAUAAAAGUACGAAAGUAUUUCCUUCAUUUUUUUAUAUUAUUAGUAUCUUAAAAGUCAAUUACUGUAAAUUUAAAACUGAUAUUUAAUUUACUAGCAUUCGUUCUAUAACGGAAAAAAGGAAUACGCAUUUCCCAAUGUCAUGGAAGAUUGCAAUUCACAGUUAAAAUAAUUGCAUAAAUGUUUAGGACUAGCAAAUCUAUCACGGAAAAAGAAAAUAGUAAAAGAAAAAGUUAUAAUGUGAGCAUGCCAUGAGAUUGGGAAAUCAUAUUUCAAUUUCUUGCUUUCAAGGAUAUCCUAAGAUACGAAUAAUAUUAACAUUAUAAGGAAAUGCAUUCAUAUUUAUCUCAUUACUCGUUGGCACACGGUUCAACAUACUUAAAGGAAAAGUAAACGAAUACCGUGAAACUAUAAUAAAUCAUACACACACACACACACACACACAUAUAUAUAUAUGUAUAUGUGUGUGUGUGUGUAACAGUGAUUUUUAACAAAUCACAACCGAAAACGUUACGUCAAUAAAUUACGUCAAUAAAAAUUUUAAGUUACAGAGAAAAGAGACGUAAUAUACACUUAUACAUUUCAAGGAAAUCUACAUGUAGAUUUCCCCGUGUUAAGAUUUGCUAGUCUAUCAUUUAUGCAAUUUUUUUAACUGUGAUUGCUAUCUUUGCGUCAUGCUUAUAAGUAAUGUCAACGAGAAAUAAUAAAUUUUUUGUUCUACAACCUCUUUUGUUUAAAUACACGUUCUAUGUUAAAUAUUAAUAAGUAAGAAAUAUUUAUACAAUUAUUAUAUG
Vollenhovia emeryi is the source of this 2918-nucleotide messenger RNA. RefSeq lists its product as uncharacterized. Lineage: Eukaryota; Metazoa; Arthropoda; Insecta; Hymenoptera; Formicidae. The coding region runs from base 72 to 1571 and encodes 499 amino acids. The record is from RefSeq and is a predicted model, not a curated record. The transcript has 2 exons.